Messenger RNA from Adineta steineri, 1467 nucleotides. NCBI's taxonomy places the organism in Eukaryota, Metazoa, Rotifera, Eurotatoria, Adinetida, Adinetidae. The record is from the annotation of a GenBank genome assembly.
AUGGCACAUGCAUUUGACAAUCGAAAUUUUAUUCCCGGUAAACAACAAACAUUUUAUUCAGUGGUUUCACCAUCAUCACGUCCUGAUAUAACAAAUGUUCUUUGGGAAGCUUCAUCAUCUCCAUCACUAUCACCAAGAAUUCAAUCAUCAUCACCACAAGCAUCACCAAAACCAAAUCAUCCUCCACCAUCUUAUGAAGAAAGUAUUUUUAAUAAAGCUUUAGCUAAUCGUCAUAAUUCUCAAUCGUCACUUCAUUCACCAACAAUCCGUUAUUAUUCAAAUCAUCAACAACAACAAAAUAGCCCAAAUUCAACAUCAUUUGUAUCUUAUUCAUCACCAUCAACACCAAUUGAUCGUAAUCAUUACCAAAGAGAACAACAACAACAACAACCAGUAAUAGAUGGAUAUUAUCCACUUGCUUCACCACAUCGAAGUUCUGAUACGAAACCUCCACCACCUGCUCGUAUGCCUAAAGUAUCAUCAACAAUAAAUAAUAAUAAUUCAAUUCAUCGUUCAAAUGCUUUACCUCAAUUUUCGCCAAAUGGUAUUAAAACAAGUACAACUUAUCUUAAUACAACACAACUUCAUAUAAAUCAAUCAUCACCUCCACCUCCACCACCUCGUUAUCCACUUCAACCACCAGCUAUUCCACCACGAGGUUCUCCUAUAUGUCAUCAAUCAAUUUCAGAUUUUAAUUCGUUAGCAUCACCAAAACCUACUAGUCAAAUGAUCUAUCGAUCACCUGUUAUUUCAUCAACAGCAAAACGAAAUGAUAUCUCACUUGAAAAACAAUUUCAUUCACUUUCAAUAACUCAUAAUCAAUAUCAUGGAACAACAAAUGGAUUUAAUAAAAACGAAUAUUCCAUAGGUCAAUGUCGAAAAUGUCAUGAAACAAUAAUAAAUACAGAUGAUUCUUGUAAUAUACUUGGUCAAAUUUAUCAUACUUCUUGUGCUGUAUGUGUUAUAUGUGGACGAUCAGUAAAAAAUAAACAUUAUUUUGUUAAAGAUCAAUUAUAUUGUGAAGAAGAUUUUUUGUAUACAGGUUUUCAUCAAACACUUGAACAUUGUAUAGCAUGUGGUCAUUUAAUUACUGAUACAGUUUUACAAGCACUUGGUCAAUCGUAUCAUUUAACAUGUUUUAAAUGUUCAAAAUGUUCGAUAUGUUUAGAUGGUAUACCAUUUAUAACUGAUAAAAAUAAAAAUCUUUUUUGUUUACAUGAUUAUCAUAUGACUUAUGGACCACGCUGUGAUAAAUGUUCAAAUCCAAUAUGUCCAGAAGAUGAUUCAAAUGAAACUGUACGAAUUAUUUCAAUGGGUAAAACAUUUCAUGUCCAAUGUUAUCAAUGUCAAGAUUGUUCAUUACAAUUAAAUGAUGAACCAGAUCGUCGUUGUUAUCCAUUAGAUAAUAUAUUACUUUGUCAAGCAUGUUGUCGUCGACGUCUUGCAUCAGCUAAUAACAAUUCAUAA